AUGUCUUCUCAAAUGACCACCCUCCAGGCCAUCCUGGACAAAUUCCGAGCUGAUCUGAAAACCUUCGAAGAAUUCUACCGCCAGCUCCAUAGCUCUCCGGAACUGUCAGGCCAGGAGGAGCAGACCGCUUUGUAUGCCUCAGAAUACCUGAAGAACCUGGAAUUCGAAGUCCACACAAACAUUGGCGGGUACGGCGUUGCCGAAGUUCUCCCAAACGGAGAUAGGCCCACUGUUCUCCUACGCACGGACACGGAUGCUUUGCCGGUCCAAGAAAAGACCGGACUAAGCUAUGCGAGUCGGAAAACCGCCUGCACCGCUGAUGCGGUCGAGACGCCGGUUAUGAAUGCCUGUAGCCACGAUGUUCAUACACGGAAAUACUAA
Penicillium samsonianum is the source of this 381-nucleotide messenger RNA. RefSeq lists its product as uncharacterized. The transcript has 2 exons. Lineage: Eukaryota; Fungi; Ascomycota; Eurotiomycetes; Eurotiales; Aspergillaceae. The record is from RefSeq and is a predicted model, not a curated record. Bases 1 to 381 code for a protein of 126 amino acids. Gene Ontology annotation, molecular function: hydrolase activity.